Dufourea novaeangliae is the source of this 1045-nucleotide messenger RNA. RefSeq lists its product as uncharacterized. Gene Ontology annotation, molecular function: methyltransferase activity. Bases 35 to 1045 code for a protein of 336 amino acids. The transcript is spliced from 6 exons. NCBI's taxonomy places the organism in Eukaryota, Metazoa, Arthropoda, Insecta, Hymenoptera, Halictidae. The record is from RefSeq and is a predicted model, not a curated record.
UGCAUCUUUACAUAACAAAGACAUAAAUUAAAAAAUGACUUCGGAUGAUAAAACCGAUACGACGUCCGUCACUAAUGCCAUAAGAGUUUUCACGGAUACUAUUUGCUCCUUGAAUGAAGCUGAUCAACAAAUUUUUUUAUCAUUUAUUGCUGACAAUUGGGAGCCUGAAAAAGUAAAAAUUCAAUCAACGCCACGAAAUUUUAGAGAUGGUUGCCAGAAUGGAAAUAACACACAAGAAGAACAGUUAAGAAACAUAAAGCAAAUUGUUAUUGACAUCAAAAACAGAGUACCAUUUAAUGGAAUACUUCCAUCAGAACACAUUGUGCCACCCACAAUUGGAGAGAAUUCAGAUUGUGAUGAUAUAUCAACAAAGCAUAUAGAUGCAUUUCUCUAUGACAAUAAAGAAGUUGAUGAACUCAUAGAUGAAGGAAAAUUGGACAAUCUAUAUUGUGCUGAUUGUAGAUCUACAAAUGUGAAAGAAUAUAAUAUCAUAUCGCAUUCUAUGUCAGUGUCUGCUAUGAUAUAUGUAUUCCAUAAUAUUUUACCGCCUUUAGAAGGAAAAACUGUACUUGAUGUUGGAUCUAGAUUGGGUGCUGUUUUGUACGGGGCACAUAUAUUUUCAUCAGCCCAGAAAAUUAUUGGGGUUGAAAUGAAUAAGGAUCUUUGCACAUUACAGUCUGACAUGAUACAUAAAUAUAAGAUGAAUGAUCGUAUAGAAAUAGUAAACAAAAGAAUUGAGGAAUGUCCAGAUAUUGUACAAAGUAGCAAUGUUAUUAUCAUGAACAAUCCAUUUGAGUUUUAUGUUCCAGAAUCUGUGCAUACAGAAAUAUGGAAAUUCUUAAAAGCCAACAUUCAAAGAGGAACAAUUCUAGUCACUAGACCAGCUAUUGAAACAACUCUAAUGAAUUUGAAAACAGGAAUAUUGAUGAAGAAUUGGAUAAAACCCUUUAAAUCAGACAGAAUUACAAAGGGUCCUCAAGUAUUCGGAUCUCUAACGUUUGAUUCUGAUGAACAUUCAGAAAUUAAUUUCUAUGAAGUCUGUUAG